Molecule: messenger RNA, 999 nt
Organism: Schistosoma bovis
Lineage: Eukaryota; Metazoa; Platyhelminthes; Trematoda; Strigeidida; Schistosomatidae
Source: the annotation of a GenBank genome assembly
AUGGCUAGUUCAAAUCAAUCAGAAAUUUAUCAAACUAAUCAAAGUCAACUAAGUAUAUCAUCUAUUUUAAAAUUCUUCAUAGACCAUUGGCAGAUUUUGUUAAUACUAAUCGCAGUUUCAUUGAUCAAUUACAAACUUUUACAAAUACUAACGAUUUGUUUCAAGUUUACUCUUAAAAAAUGGUGCUUAUCUAAACGGAAAACACUUCGUAAAGCUGGUGAAUGGGCAGUUGUCACUGGUGGAUCGUCAGGUAUUGGUGAAGCAUAUGCAGAAGAACUAGCCAAAGAAGGUCUCAAUAUCAUGCUUAUUAGUAAUGAUGAAGAACAACUAUCAGCCGUCUCUAAUCGCAUAGCAAAUACCUACAAUGUUCAAACACGAAUUGUGGUUGCAGAUUUCACUAAAGAUGAUGUUUAUGAGAUAAUAAGACCUGCUGUUGACCAAUUGUCUACAAUAGCUUGUUUAGUGAAUAAUGUUGGUAUGGCGUUACCCUUUGAAUUGUUUGCUGGAGAAGUUGAUUCCCCGAAUGAAGAAUCCAUUAGAAAGAUCAUUGAUUGUAACAUUUUGUCUACAGUCAUGAUGACAAACAUCAUUCUGCCAAAAAUGUUAACACAGAAAGGACCUAAUCCUGGUAUCAUCAACAUUGGAUCUUAUGCAGGUUUGAAAGUGUUUCCUCAUGCUACAAUGUACUCUUCAACCAAAGCAUCCAUUAUUCAUUUUUCUAAAUGUUUGGCUGCAGAAAAGUAUCAAAAGAAUGUGAUUAUACAAGCGAUUUGCCCAUUAUUUGUAUCUACAAAGAUGAGCAAUUCCAUGAAAACCACAUUUUUCAUACCGACUGCUGAAGUCUUUGCUAAAAGUGCAUUGGAUAUGUUUGGUGUUGAACAACAAACUACUGGUUAUAUUCGACAUGAUUUAAAAGCAUAUCUUUAUGAUUUGUUACCGACAUCAGUUCGUAUACUAAUCAUAAAAGCAAUAGCGAAUUCCUCACGAAAAAAAGUUUGA